UAAUAAUUAAACAGGAGGAAUAUAUAUCACCCCUAUAAAUGGGGAAUUGGUAGCUUGUCUAGAAUCUGCAAUUCUCGAUAAAUCAAUUAAGUUCUUUACUAACUUCUCUUCAAGUAAUUAAGGUUUGGUCGGAAUGGCUUCAGCUCAAGGCGGCGCGGUGAGGAAGGAGGAAGCAUUUAUGGAGGAGCUAACGAAGCAAAGCAAUCCACAAACAGAGAUGCUGUUUGCAGGUUAUAUGUACAACAAGAGCAAUCCCAAAAAGCCUAUGCAUCUUCAUGCUGACAAGAUAUGGUCUGGGGAAAUCUAUAAGGAUUAUAACUUUCCAGAAGUUCUUGAUGAAACUGAUGAAAGAGCCAGUUUUGCACUAAAAGCAGAUUGGGGGGAUGUCAUCAAGAGUGCGGUGGUGUAUUCCCUUAAAACUGGCGAACAUCACUUUAAUCACUAUGCUUUUCUCUUGGCUUGGUCCUACAACUUUGUUCAAGGACGCCGUGUUAGAAAGGUUUAUGUACGUUGUGGGCUUCUGGAGAAUUUCAGUAAGAUAAACUGGGAAAACGUCGAAAAGGAGCUUGACGCUUCCACCCCAUCUUCUUCUUACAUUGACGCAUUAACUCGAACUUCAGUGAAGGCCCAUAUCGAUGCAAAUGUUGUUUAUGCAGAUUUCAUGUAAAAUGGAGCGCAACAUUUAUAAUUAAGGAUACACGUAGCAUUUAUGUUGUACGUGUAUCUAAAGAGGACAAAUCAAAUACUUGAUCAGUACUACUCCUAAUCCGGCCAUGUAACUAUAUAAUAAUUGCAUGUUAUAUUUUUAUAUAGUUGCUGCUGCUCCUUCUACUAUUAUGAUAUAAAAUAAACGUGCCUCUUUUCAUCGUA
Molecule: messenger RNA, 870 nt
Organism: Spinacia oleracea (spinach)
Lineage: Eukaryota; Viridiplantae; Streptophyta; Magnoliopsida; Caryophyllales; Amaranthaceae
Product: jasmonate-induced protein homolog
Exons: 3
Coding region: 134-667 (177 amino acids)
Source: RefSeq, a predicted model, not a curated record